Ziziphus jujuba (common jujube) is the source of this 1386-nucleotide messenger RNA. Its product is annotated as COP9 signalosome complex subunit 6a. The record is from RefSeq and is a predicted model, not a curated record. The coding region runs from base 112 to 1092 and encodes 326 amino acids. Gene Ontology annotation, molecular function: protein binding; metallopeptidase activity. Gene Ontology annotation, cellular component: COP9 signalosome. Lineage: Eukaryota; Viridiplantae; Streptophyta; Magnoliopsida; Rosales; Rhamnaceae. Gene Ontology annotation, biological process: protein deneddylation. The transcript is spliced from 9 exons.
AAAAAAAAAAAAAAAAAAAAGAAGGAAAAAUAGAAAAGCCCUCCGUCCGCUGGCAGAGUGAGAGAGAAGAAGAGAGAGAGAGAGAGAGAGGGAGAGGAAAUCAGCAGAGCAAUGGCGUCGUCGUCGAGCAGCGGACUGACGUUCAAGCUUCAUCCGCUGGUGAUAGUGAAUAUAUCGGAUCAUUACACGAGGGUUAAGUCUCAGAUGCAUCCUCCGCUCACCGCUACCAACGGCUCUGAUGGAGUCGAUAAUACCUCUUCUUCUCCUUCUUCUUCUUCUUCAUCUCCGUCUCGGUCGCCGCCUCCUAGGGUUUAUGGUUGUGUCAUCGGAAUCCAGAGGGGACGUACCGUCGAGAUCUUCAACAGCUUCGAGCUUCUUUAUGAUCCCUCUACUCACUCGCUCGACCGAGCUUUCCUCGAGAAGAAGCAAGAACUCUAUAAGAAGGUUUUCCCUCACUUUUACAUACUUGGUUGGUACUCCACUGGAAGCGAUGCUCAGGAAUCGGAUAUGCACAUUCAUAAAGCUUUGAUGGAUAUCAAUGAAAGCCCUGUUUAUGUUUUGCUUAAUCCAUCUAUUAACCAUGCUCAAAAGGAUCUUCCUGUCACUAUCUUCGAAAGUGAGCUGCAUGUCAUAGAUGGGAUUCCUCAGCUCAUAUUUGUUCGCGCAAGCUACACUAUUGAGACAGUAGAAGCAGAACGAAUCUCAGUUGAUCAUGUUGCUCAUCUUAAACCAUCUGAUGGAGGUUCAGCCGCAACACAAUUGGCUGCACACCUUACGGGCACACAUAGUGCCAUCAAAAUGCUGAAUAGCAGAAUUAGAGUACUUCAUCACUAUCUUCUUUCAAUGCAGAAAGGUGAUAUUCCUUGUGAGAAUUCACUGCUAAGACAAGUGUCAAGUCUUCUAAGAAGGUUGCCAGCCAUUGAAUCAGGGAAGUUCCAAGAUGAUUUCUUGAUGGAAUACAAUGACACGUUGUUGAUUACAUACCUAGCCAUGUUCACCAACUGCUCGAGCUCAAUGAACGAGCUAGUCGACAAGUUCAACACUGCUUAUGAUAGGCAUAGUCGAAGAGGUGGACGAACUGCAUUUUUCUAGAAGUUGCUUAUUGGUUGGCAGUUUUGCCUUGUUGAAAAUUUUUUAGGUGCUAUUUCCUUCUUUCUGUGUGCAUGGCACAUACAAGCGUAGGAUUAUAUUUACUAGUACUUGAACAGUACAGAAAGAAAUAGAGAUCUGUGUAAGGUUCUUUUGUACAAGAACAAUCUGUUUUUGGGUGGUUUAUAUUUUAUUUACAGUGGACAUCUCGUUGGAGGAUAGAGCAGGAUCACCACUACUGGCCUUUACCUGACCCCACAAAGGGAACGGUCCAAAAUGGAAUUUUCAUUUUCAUUA